Molecule: messenger RNA, 1386 nt
Organism: Cuscuta europaea
Lineage: Eukaryota; Viridiplantae; Streptophyta; Magnoliopsida; Solanales; Convolvulaceae
Source: the annotation of a GenBank genome assembly
GGGAGAUUGCAUCCACUCGAUCUACUUCACGCAAAGGCAAAGGUAAAGCGCGGGCCGAGUCUUCUUUUCAAAGUCGAGAUGAUUUUGAAACGGAUUACCAACGGCGAGAUGGUAUGAUGAUGUCCGACGACGAACUACAACACCUAUUGUCCCAAAAUGAUCCACGUUUUGCACAAGAACAACAAUUCCCGACAACCAUCGAUGAAGAGGAGCUCGAGGAUGACGAUGGGGAGGAGGACGCGGGGGGCGACGGGACUCCGGAUGAUGAGCAAGAGGACGAGGGCCCUUCAACGACUACAACCAAAAUUGGUGUCCCAGUGAAAAUGAUGAACGUCAGAGGCCUUGCAGACCUGAAGAAGAAAAAACCCUCCAAGGGCCCGAGGGGGACGGACGCCGGUGUCCCAAAACCCGCCGGUGACUUCUUCAAAAAACCGGAGGGGCCGUCGGUUGGCCCAAGUGCUGAUGCUGCCGCUGCCGCCAAAAGGAAGGGCUCGGGCAGAGAUCCCGAGGGCAAGAAGCCCAAGACGGGGGAUGCCGGGAAGAAAGUCCCCCCGGUGAUCAUUGUUGAUGAAGGCCCUGCCUCCGGGGCGAAUGAGGACACGCAGGUGGCGAAGGUGCCGCCGGGAGUUCAGGGGCCAUCUUCCGAGGUCCUCAUGGUUUCCCUCCCGGCUGGUACGGCCGUGAUGAACGGUACGGCCGACCCGAGGGCGCUUCUGAGAGGCAUCACCCUCGAGAUUGACAGAGUAGCCCUCGGGGCUGAUGAAGACGAAGCCCUCGAGGACAGGAUCCUCCGGUCUUCCCUCACAACCUGCAUUGCCCUCGGGGAGCAAGCCCGGCGGCUAGAUGAGUGGCGCCUUCGCAAGGCCGAGCAGGAGGCCAAGAUGCGGGAGCUCAUCCGCCAGAAUGCAGACGCUGUUCGACAGAUGGCUAUGCUGGAGGAGAGCCUUCGACAGAUGACCCUGCGGGCGGAGGCCGCAUAUCGGGGUAGGGCAGAAGCCGAGAGGUCCGCAGUUGAGGCCUUGGAGAGAGCUGUCAAGGAAGCCGAGGCCGCGAAGGUGGAAGCCGUCGAGAGAGCCCGAGGGGACGCAAUCUCGGGGUUCCUGGCAGGGGGGGUGGCGGUCCGAGGAGCACAAGCAAUGGCUGUCCUCGGUCGUCGAGUCCUCGGUCGACGAGUGGUGUGAUGGGCCUGGCGUGGAGUGGGUUUCCCGAAAGGGUAAACAAUACUAUGAUGGGGGCGAGUUUUUCACUCAAGCCCUCAUCUACCGGAGGAUGGCUCGCCACUUAAAGAUCGAGCCAAAAGACUUUGACCCGACAACAUACGGGCUCCCCCUGCAACCAGACAUCCGCGUUCCUCUUCCCCCCGAUGUCGAGAGGCCGGACCUAGAG